Messenger RNA from Laetiporus sulphureus 93-53, 930 nucleotides. RefSeq lists its product as uncharacterized. The record is from RefSeq and is a predicted model, not a curated record. Gene Ontology annotation, molecular function: structural constituent of ribosome. The transcript has 2 exons. Gene Ontology annotation, cellular component: mitochondrial large ribosomal subunit. Lineage: Eukaryota; Fungi; Basidiomycota; Agaricomycetes; Polyporales; Laetiporaceae. The coding region runs from base 54 to 635 and encodes 193 amino acids.
AUUGCCUUUUCUGACGAAGACCUCUGCGAGCACCUGGGUGGCUUUUGUUCGCCAUGGCAGCCCUUCAGGCCAUCAAACAAUUCCGCAAGCGAGAGCUGGCAAGCCUGCUGGCUUCCAGUUCAGUGUCCAGCAGUGCACCAUUCAAGGCUCCAAAUCCUUUCCUGCCACACAAAAACCCGGACACUGGGCGAUGGGCUCCGGCGAAAUACUCUCUUCGUCGCCAGGUGGAGCUGGUCAAGCACGCACGAGACAGUAAUACCCUUCAUCUUCUGCCGCCAGGUCCGAAGCUCGCCCCAAAGAUGAUUGCUGCGGCCGUGGAAGCGCAAGCUCUACGAUCGGAGUGGGAGUCCGCACUGCGGAACGAAUCGUGGGCGAAGGACGUGGACUGGGAGGGCGAGUUCAAGGAGAAGGAGGUUCCUGGUGCUGAUGUGGGGAAUACACUGUAUGCGGGAAGAUGGAGGAUGUUCAAGGGCCACAAGCACGAGCGGAUGAAGCCGAAGAGGCAGGAGACGACGAAACGAUUGAUGGCGGGCAUGGAGGCACGCAUCGAGCGUUUCAGGAGCACAUACCGCCGGAAGACACCCAGUCCACUCAGCCCUAUCCGGAACUCGAGCUACACCAAGCUACCGUUCUAGUAUAUGUGCUAAGCCAUCUAUUCCUUCAGUCAGCCACGAUGAAUGUGGAUUAUAUCUAUUCACAUGAUAUUCUCGUUGUUCAAUACGAUGCUCGCGAAAGGUCAAGUCCGCCUGCAGGUUGCAUUGUUCUAUGCGUGAAAUUCUGUGAUUCCCUCCAUAUGUGGCUUCGUGUUGUUGCAUAUGAUAGAGAGCUUGACAUGUUGGCGUGUUUUUCUGUGGCGGUGUGUUAAUCUUGCCUCCAACAACAUUCGGAGGUGUCUAUUUACCUAUACUUGUAUCACUUACUUCCCAACCG